AUGAAUUCAACCGCAUUCCCCGACCAGGAUGCGCCUCAGCCAGGUGUUUCGCUUCCGAAUCCGCCCAAGCCCAAGACCAUAGAGCUCAAUGGCUCGCCACUGUCUACACUUACACAUACCCAAGAAGACGAGAAGUCGCUGUUAGCACACAAGCCGUCAAAUACAAAUGGUUUUGCUGACAGGACCACCACAACAACAAACGACGCCAUGAUCCCCGAUAAAUCACUUACGAAUUCUACGAAUAACAAUACAAUUAAUACAAGACCUGCGACGGGAGACGAUGCUCCAAUUGCAAAGGUUAUCCAAUUCUUCGCCACGGCGACUCCCGGCUCACUCGCUGGCGUCGCAGUCGGCUUCGCUGCGUUUACAUAUUUCACCAUGGGACGUCUAGGUCUUGUCCUAAUCGGCGCAUUUGGCGGAGUAGCUGGAUUUAUCUCAUGGGAAGCUCGGAACCCAGAGCUCGCCAAAGUCGUACGAGGAGAACGAGGUAUCGACGUUAUAGACCGACUUAUGGAGGCCAAAAAGAACCAGACAGAGAAUAUGCGAGAGGAUAGCAGCGACGACGAGGAGACUGUUAUGAAGAAUUUUGACGACUUCCGGCCAGAGACCCGCGAAGCUCUUGGGGGACUCGUUGAUGCUAUCGUUAGGGAUUAUGUCAAGUGGUGGUACAAUCCUAUUGUUCCUACUGACCACUCGUUCCCCCUCGCGUGCCGCAAGACGCUCUCAUCAUACCUCCUUUCCGUCUCGAGUCACCUUGGCCGAAAGCGACCGGCCGAUGCCUUCCUCGAUCUUCUUACGAACUCAUCUUCCAUCAUCAUCGUCUUCAUGUCCGAGCUCGCAUCCGCCUUUUCGGAGCUUCCCCCGGACAGUAGCAUGACAGCCGCCGACGCUAUAUAUAACUACCUGGCAUCAAACCCAGAAUGCCACUUGGCCAACCUUGUGAACCAGCGUCAACAGGCUGCAAAAUUCAAAAUGGUUGCCGAAGAUCUGCUCGGAUUCCUAGACCGAAACUCGUACAACUGCGACCCUGCUCGAGUCUUCUUACGUGAGAUUCUCGCAAAUUCAGUCCUCGAACAGUCCCUGCACACCUGCAGCCAAGCCGACUGGAUCAACGGAUGGAUUGUGUACCUUCUGGAAGCUGGCGAGCCAAAUUUAAACCAAGCCAUUGAUGUUGGCAUGCAGCGCGCUCCUGAACCCAAUAUCGCAGCAACAAAUGUUUUUGCUGAUCUGGAUGGAAAUGUGGGAAACAUUGGUAUCGCUAAACCUGGACGCAGCUCAUUAGAAAACGAAAGGGCGCGCCGCAAAGAACCCCUUGGUCACAAGAAGAAGUUAAGCAAGGCAGAGGAGGAGAUGGACGAAGCUAUGCAAGAGAUGAAGCGCAUGAACGAGUUGAUCGCUCAAGAAGAAGCCCGACAAAAACGCGUCUCGAUGGCUUCUGUGCGGGAAUCAAGCACAGAUCUCGGCAAUGAUGAAAAGAGAUUAUCUGGUGCUCCAGACCUCUCCUCGACCGACAGACCUCUGCCCUCUUCAGCAUCAACGGGAGGAUUCUCUAUGAAGAGCGAUACAGCCCAGACUCCUCUUACACCCCGGUCCCCAACAGAUUCCUCAAGCCUGGAGUCAUCUCCUCGCCGAUCGGACGGCACUCGCUUCACCAGUUUUGAUCAGAUAGUACCACCUGGACAAGUAGUAGACGAAGGGGAGGAGCAGGCGCCUAAGAAAGCGCCGCUUACCCUCCACAACGCGACCAUCACCGUGCAUGACGAUACUCCGAGCGAGUCGAUUCGCAUUCGCAGCAAACCUAACUGGGACUACUGGGUGCAGAUUGAGCCGUCUGUGACUGCUUAUCCUGGAUGGAUGAUCGUGCGGAGAUAUGCUGAUUUCGAGACUCUACACGAGAUCCUUAGGCGAAUUGCCAACAUCUCUGGUGCAACUGCUUUCACUGAACUCCACAAGGACUUACCGGACUGGAAGCUUCACACUCGUGAGUCGCUUCGCGGUGAGCUGGAGAGGUAUCUUCGGGAUGCUUGCUGGUAUCAGAGUUUGGCUGAAAGCGAGGGUAUGAAGCGUUUCCUGGAAAAGUCAAAGGGGCACACCCAUAGCGAAUCCAAAGCAGGCUUUGGUUGGGAAUCAAUGGGCAAAGGCAUGCUCGACGCGUUGACAAUUGGGCCCAAGGGCGCUGUAGAAGGUGGCAAGAGUCUAGUCGGAGGUGUUACUGGAGUCUUUGGCAGCACGUUUUCUGGCCUCAGCAGGAAGUCUACCCAGUCAGUAGAUCUGACGGCCAACUCUAGUCGACUCUCUCUUUCAACACCUCCAAGCCAGCUUAGCGGUGCGCGGUCUCCUGUCCGCUCGGCUCGCGACAGCAUGGAUAGCCAGCGCUCAUCUAUCGUGUCUUUACAACCCGGUAAGAUGCCUCCCAUGGAGCGUCGUCCUAGCUAUCAAUCACAAGGCGAGUCGGACGCGGAUGUUCGUGCAAGUCGCUCCGAACUUAAGGAGCCUGCUUCGGCCUCGGCGAGUGCGCUUCCUAGUCGGGAGCACAGCCGUGCACCAAGCCUUGCGCAGCUGCGAUCUCCUUCGGCGGUAAGCCUGGACUUCUCGAAGCUACCGCCUCCGCCUGAUCAAAUCGCCGACGACUAUGGUUCACCUGAAGGACAGGGCGACAUGCAAGAGAAGUUCAACAACGGCGUCAAGGGACAGCAACAGGAACGCAAAGGCUCUCAACAAAUUCCGACACCUCCGCCCUCGGUGACGGACGGCAAGAGAGCGUCUUUGAAACCUACCAAACAGUAUACUCCGUUGUCAGAGCCCGAAACUCGUGUUGCGGUUGAGCUUCUGUUUGCUGUAAUCAACGAGAUGUACACUCUGUCGUCAGCUUGGAACAUUCGGCGUACGCUCUUGACGGCUGCCAAAUCAUUCCUUCUCCGCCCUGGCAACCCAUCUCUCUUGACGGUGCAGUCACUGAUCCAAAAGUCUGUUAUCGAUGCUUCCACAUCCGAUUCAGGUAUCGCGGAUCAGCUUCGCAAGGUCCGAGAGAAUAUGAUGCCAACGGAGCAGGAGCUUGCAGCCUGGCCGGCCGAGCCCACGGCCGACGAGAAGGAGCAGCUCCGCAUCAAGGCUCGACGACUGCUCAUUCAGAGCGGUCUUCCAGCCGCCUUGAUGGGCGUUAUGGGACAAGCGGCAACUGGUGAAGCACUUGGCAGAGUCUUUGACUGUCUGCAAAUCGAGGAGGUCGCGAGGGGACUUCUCUUCGGCCUCAUCCUGCAGGUUGUUCGAGUCGUGACGCACUAG
Messenger RNA from Fusarium sp. VM40, 3285 nucleotides. Lineage: Eukaryota; Fungi; Ascomycota; Sordariomycetes; Hypocreales; Nectriaceae. The record is from the annotation of a GenBank genome assembly.